GCGCUACGCGUACAUUCCUCUUGACCACUCGGUUGAUAGUGUUGAUGUGGCAUUUAACAAAUGCUCAUUUAAAAAACUAGAAAGGGGGAAGUGACAAAAACCGAUCCAUUCAUUUCAACUUCAAAUAGCGUAAAUCGGAUGAAAGGAUUUUCCCCAAAUUGAGCAAAGAAACCCUCUUGGAGAGCCAUUUUUUCUGAGGCGGAGCCAUUUGUUAACUGGUCGCGUGUAUUGAACUUCUUCAACCCCGACAUCUGUUGCAAACUGUUGAAUGGCAAGAAAGAAUCGUGGCAUAUGCCACAGUUGUAGGUCUACAGAUCACUUGUUUGCGGAUUGCCCAAACAAGCAAGUAUGUACGUGGUGUCAACAUGCAUUCAUUAAGUGCUUUGAGGUGGAGAAGGCGCUGAAGAACAAAGGUAAGUUGUUCAAAUGUUGUGAAGCUGACUGUGGAUACUGGAAGUGGCUUGGGGACGGUGAAUCCAGCGGCAACUCAAGUACGAGCAUAGUUAAGGCGACUACUCCUACGAUGAAGGAAGCAAUCCGAGAUGUAUCUGACAUGUUGGAAUCUCUACUUCAGUUAAACGAUGAACAAGAAGUGAAUAUUUCUUUGAAUCUUACAAUCCACAAAGGUAAAGCAAGCAGCAAAGGGGAUGAGAAAAGAAAGGAAAGAGUCCGGCUUGAUUAUAAUGUAUAAAUCGAGCAUGUUGUGUAACUUAUGCUAGUAUGUGGAUUGUGUAAGUUGUAUUUUAACGCUAUGUACGCUGUGGUCUAUAAAUGUACCCCCUGUUUUAUUAAACUUGUUGUUCCAUACA
Messenger RNA from Olea europaea var. sylvestris, 809 nucleotides. RefSeq lists its product as uncharacterized. The transcript is spliced from 2 exons. NCBI's taxonomy places the organism in Eukaryota, Viridiplantae, Streptophyta, Magnoliopsida, Lamiales, Oleaceae. Bases 269 to 691 code for a protein of 140 amino acids. The record is from RefSeq and is a predicted model, not a curated record.